AUGGCGGCAUAUAGCGACCAACGUCUUGGGAGGAUAUCACAAACCGGCAAUGGCAGUGGGGACGCGCUGCCCUCGGGGAGUUGCAACUAUCGGGACCUUGCCAUUGGUGUGCAGGCUCCAGUGUGCGGCUGCAAGAGAUUCUGGCUGAAUAACGAUCACUACGGCGGGCAUGUGAGUCAACGCGAAAGAGUAUGGUGCUUCUGUGGGCAUCACGCGUGCUUUCAUGACGCAUCAGGUCAAGCUCAAGGGAUCGGUCGUGCUUCUCUAGGCAGCAUAUUCAACUCGCCACCUAAGGUCGUAGACGCUCCUGCGUCUCACGGGCGAGAAGUCGAGCAAGCUGCGCACCAGUCUACACCGCAGCGACAACCGGCUGGUCUAGGCAUCCAAGCACCUCAGUCGAUCGAUACAAGACUUUUCAACGCACUGAAUGCUUUUGCACGUAAUCAAGACGAUGGUCCGCCAUCUGAUGGCUCAUCGAAGCUGCCCAGUACGGCGUGUCCAAGCAUAGCAAGCGAACGUCGACCAAGUCCGAGUCGUGUGAUGUUCGAAAGGAGCCAGUAUCUGCGUCCUAUGGCCCCGCCUGUGCUCAUCCCACCUGGAGAAGCGCAAGCCGGAAGUGCCGACGAGUAUAGCGCUACGGAGGUUGCCACCCCUAGUAUUCGAGGUACGCCAGAUAUUCAUGGUCCGGUUGCCAUUGGCUCACAGGCACGGAUCUCGCCGUUUCGCUUUCCGACAGUACCUUCCCAGCUUAUGGGCACGAACAAGGCUGCCGAAGAGCCGUCAUCAAGCCAGCGACACCCGGUGCCAGGACCUUCGCACACGACGCCUUUCUCUCCACUUAGCUACAUUCAGACCGUACAGCCGUCAGUGGUCGACAUGGAAAACGUGCUUCGAACACUUAGCCGUCGUGUUGAAGUCCUCGAAGGCAUGUCCUUUUCACAAGUACCGGUUGAAGAAGUCCAUGAACGCUUCGAGAACAUGGAUACAAGAGUCCUUGAUCUUGAGGUGUGGCGCAACUAUGCCGAGUCGAUUCAAGCAGAACAGCAAUCGGCUGAAGCCAGUCAACCUAAGCGGAGACGACUCCUGCCAAGCGAAGACAGCUCUUUCAGCUCAGAAGGUUCUGCCUUUGAUAGUGCUGCAGCCGCACAUACAGAGGCUGCUGUACUCGCCACAAUAGCUGCGAAUGCUGAGACUGUGCCACGUAUCGAUGCGCUCGAGAGACGAGUCAUCGACCUCGAAUCCGCUUCGUUGCCCUCGUUCACCAGACCUUGGCAUGUGCAAGUUGUGCUUCUACCAUGGGGUCGUGCAUUGAGCGGCAUUUGGUUCUCCGCCAUUGAUGCCACGCAACAAUCGGUGAAAGCGUCGACGCAAAUGUCUGAGGAGUGGACUAUGCCGCAGACUAACGCGAAGCUAUCUUUCACUUCGGCGACGAGCGGCGCAUGGACUACCGAGUCAAUUCAAGCCUGGGCAAAAGAGGCGCAGAGUUGGCUAAGCCCAAAAGCGUGCGGGCCCAGUGGCACUGUGUUCCAACGCCUGGAGAGCCGGGGAUUCGUGCAGGACAUCACAAUCACAGCAUCUGACUCCGGCCACAUCUUGAGCGCCAUUAAAGCAGCAUUUGAUACAGUACUACUGAACGACAAAGAGAACGAAUGCACUGAUGCAGACACUCAUGCGCUGAACGAGCGCUUUAUACCUCUGCGCAAGAUCAGAAAGUCUACUCGUCUUCGCUUCCUAUCUCCCGCGGAAAUGGUUACUUCUGCUACCUGGACGGCCGGCUUCUUGGAUGAUAGUGUUUGCAUGAAAGUGACCGACGGUCAACGACGACUAUAUCUCACCACACCCGAAGCGUACCUGCAGAAACAAGAGGAAGGCUGGGCAUGGCCUCAGCUACGACAACUUCCCAUGUACGACGCUGUGGCAGAUGAGCAUAUCGCGCAAGCUACGAGUGCCGCCAUCGAAGCGUGUUGGACGUAUAAUGAUCGUCUAGACCAGCGUAUUAGUGCCGCUGCGUCCUUUGCGGCGUCACAGAGCUCCGAGCGACUGCCUGAGGGCAUGACAGUGAUUACGACCACAGUGCCUCAAUUAGUCUCUGAGCAGAACGAGGUCGACACGGCACGCGACGAGCAGAACGCCAGCCCUACGAGGCGACAACGAACAGUAUCACUGCCUGCUUCUUGCUCUAUCACAGAAGACAUUAGAAUUCCAAUGCCCAAGCGACGAGUAGCUUCUUUCGAGACGACGAGCUCCACAGCCCUACGGGAGACACAACUUCUUGAUACGAUGGCCAUCAAGAGGCGCCGCAUCUCCAUCUCGCCUGAAGCCGAACGCAAGGGCGUAGGCCUCACCCCACGACCCUCACGAGAACCACCAUCACCCUUCAUAUCCGAGCUCGAGCACGCUGGUGAUUUGUACAGCCAUGGAGGGACGUCCUCAUCCCUUCGCCAUCAGCGUGGAGCUACACCUUUCGCUUACGCCACGCCGCAUAGCAACAGCAAUUAUGUCAGUGGGCGUGCCGAGCAGUUUCCCUUCCAAACAUUAUCGUGCGGAGAUACCGAGGCAGAUACGGAUAUGCAGACUGUGCCGAUGAGUGAUGGCAUUGACGACGGAGACGAGUGGCAGGGUGUCGGCGAAGCCGGGGAGCUGACACUGAACACUGAUGCAGAUGCGAAUUUUGACGACCACGACCCAAGCGAUGCCGAUGAAGAAGAUGAGCUGGACGAACAGCGUCCAUAG
Molecule: messenger RNA, 2733 nt
Organism: Recurvomyces mirabilis
Lineage: Eukaryota; Fungi; Ascomycota; Dothideomycetes; Mycosphaerellales; Teratosphaeriaceae
Exons: 1
Coding region: 1-2733 (910 amino acids)
Source: RefSeq, a predicted model, not a curated record